AUGGAAGUCAUUGGAGAAGUUAGAAAUCAAUUUAGAAAAUUAAUUUCUAUUAUAAUAUUGCAUGCCGGCCUUACCGUUAUUAUGGUAUGUGCCCUUUAUAAUCAUUUGGUAACGAAUCUCUAUGAUAAAAAUAAGAAUAUUACUAAUAAUAAGAAUAAGAAAAAUAAUAGUAAUAAUGAAGAAUUAGAAUCGAAUAUAAUUCCACAUGACGAUGAUUUUAAAAAUCAACAUAAUAUUCCAUUAAUCAACGAUAGAGAGCAUGAUAUAUUGAUUCCUGCAUUAUCCUUCUAUUACAAUAAACUGAAUAUUAUCGUCGAAGAGUUUCAGGUGAUGACACCAGAUGGUUAUCCACUGGAAUUAUGGCAUUUAAAAGACAUGAAUAUCCCAGCCUCAACAAAUAAAAAACCUAUGUUGUUCAUUCAUGGACUACUGCAAAGUAGUGCCUCCUUUGCAUCUGGUGGUGAAAAUUCUUUAGCCUACUAUUUCAACCAAAAUGGUUUCGAUAUCUGGUUAGGUAAUAACCGUAUUGGGUUCGAAUAUGAAACUGAAAAGAAUCGAAACGAUAAGAAUUAUUGGAAUUGGGACAUGAAUGAAAUGUACAAGAUAGAUUUGCCAGUCUUGAUUGACUUCGUUCAAGAAAAAACAGGCUACGAAAGGAUUCAUCUUGUCGGGCAUUCUCAAGGCACAGCAGAGAUUUUCCUAGCUCUCAUCAAUAAUGUGGAAGACAUCAGAUCUAAAGUCGACACCUUCAUAGCCUUGGCUCCUGCUUGUUAUCCUGGUCCGUUAAUACUCAACGAUUCUAAAAUUUUGAAGAUUAUGGCAAAAACUAUAGAUAACCCACUUGUCUUUGGUAAUAAAUCGUUUGUCAAAAUAAUGAUGUUGACAAGACAAUGGUUUCUUGGCACAAAAUUCUUCGGCUUUAUCUGUUACUUGUUCUUUUCCUAUGUAUUCGAAUGGGAUGAUAAAUUAUGGGAAAGGGGUAAAACUGCAACACAUUUUAUGUUCUCUCCUGUCUAUGUCUCUGUCAAAUUAAUGCAGUGGUGGCUAAGUCCAGAUCCUAAUAAAAUAUCAUUUAUUCAACACUCUUCAACCUUAUUGUUUCCUGAAAACAAAAGAUGGUUCGAUUUUACAAAUAGUGAAGAAGAUUUAUUUCCAAAGAUUUUAUUGGUUGUACCACAUAGGGAUAAAUUGGUUGAUGGCUUUAGGUUAAUCGAUCACUUUAAUAAGUGCGAAGAUCCUAGAAUAUUUAAAUACUGGAUAUUCGACGAAUAUUCGCAUUUGGAUGUUUUAUGGGCAACAACCGUACAAGAAAGAGUCGGUAAACCUUUAGUAGAAGCAUUAAAAUCAUUCAGUCCAUAA
Messenger RNA from Arxiozyma heterogenica, 1359 nucleotides. RefSeq names its product sterol esterase (gene YEH1). The transcript has a single exon. Lineage: Eukaryota; Fungi; Ascomycota; Saccharomycetes; Saccharomycetales; Saccharomycetaceae. Bases 1 to 1359 code for a protein of 452 amino acids. The record is from RefSeq and is a predicted model, not a curated record.